ACACACACACACACACCCCUUAUUCGUUCUUCUUCCUCGGGGCGGGCAGGGCUGCAGCAGUUUUUAUGAACGGAACGGCUCGUGCCGUUUCAUUGACAAACAUUUUCCGGUUGCUGCAUCGAAGAGCGGAGCACCGCCGGGGGAGCAGUGCGGAGCAGCAGCAGCAGAAAGCAGAAGGCAGCAGCUGCAGUGAGCAACAACAACCCCCGGUGUUUAAAAGCUGUUGAUUCGCCACCUUGACCCGGACCGGAUCCUCACGCAACCCCUCUUCCUCCUUCACGCUCUCUGGAGACGGCCAGAAGAAUCACCUGAGGGGGACUCACUCAGACAGCUUUUGCCACUCAGUUGUUCCCUAUGAAGGACGUGAUGCGGCGUCGUUAACGCUCACUCACUGACAGGGGUUUGUUUAAGGACUUCCACGAAGCGCCCGGACGCAGCGAUGGAGGAUUCUGGAUGCUUUUUAAAAUCACGAGACUGCAGCGACCGGUGUGUGAUGCGAACUGAGCGGUGGGUGGUGUAGACUCCCACCCCGCACCCCACACACCCCCACCGACUUAUCCGUGAACACACCCCAUCCCUCCCAACCUGGACCCACAGCCGUGUUUCACUUCACCGAGAGAACAUGUCACGGGCAGCGGCUAUCGCGAACUCCCUGAUCCGUCAGAAGCGACAGGCGAAGGAGCGGGAGAAGGCGAACGCUUGUCGCGGCAGCGGCAGCCCGAGCAACAGCAAGGGCACAAACGAGAAGCAGAGCAAGCUUAACGUGUUCUCGCGUGUCAAAUUGUUUGGAUCAAGGAAGAAACGGAAGAGAAAGCGACCACCAGAGCCCCAGUUAAAGGGCAUUGUGACCAGGCUUUCCAAUUGCCAGGGCUUCCAGCUGCAGAUGCAGCCUGAUGGCACUAUUGAUGGAACAAAGGAUGAAGACAGCACCUAUGCUGUGUUCAACCUGAUCCCAGUGGGGCUUCGUGUGGUGGCCAUCCAGGGCGUCCAGACCAAACUCUAUCUGGCAAUGAACAACGAAGGCUUUCUCUACACCUCUGAACAUUUUACCCCGGAGUGUAAGUUCAAGGAGUCUGUGUUUGAGAACUACUACGUCACCUACUCCUCCAUGCUGUACCGGCAGCAGGCUUCGGGUCGGGCCUGGUACCUGGGACUCAACAAGGAGGGUGGAGUCAUGAAGGGGAACCACGUCAAGAAGAACAAGGCCGCAGCACACUUCAUACCGAAACCACUCAAAGUGGCCAUGUAUAGGAGCCUUCCCUCCAUGACCUGACAAACUCUCACGGUCAGGCAGCGGCACACCAACCAAGGAUCGCAGCGCUUCGGCACUACUUAACGGCGGAGGAAAGUCGCCCAGCAACAAUGAUUUAUCAUAGCCCUGCACCUCUCUCUCUCUCACACACACCCACACACACACACACACACACACACACACACACACACACACACACACACACACCACAACCACCACACACACACACACCCACACCACCACCCACACACACACACACACACACACACAACACCACACACACACACCACACAACACCAGAUCUCAGGCCGACAUGCCCACACAUCAGUGGUGAGGGGCAGGAGGCGCCGAGGAGAAAAUGAAGGAGGACCGGAAUGUGUUCUUCCACUUAACGGACCCCCUGUGACUGACUGUGAUGUAAAUAAAUCAAGGACAAUCAAUCCGUCUGGCUCUGCUGAUCUGGUCUGCAGACUAUAGGACCUGUGAAUCUUUUCCAUGAACUACCCUUCCUGCUGUAUCAUAACCAGACAGAAGGGAAGAAAAGCGGGAUUAUAAUAGAGAGAGAGUCAGUCAGUCACAGUCAGAAAAACAGACUGUUACAGAGAACCAAAGAGUCCAAGUAUUAACCAAGUUAUUUGCAGUGAUAAGGAAAGUGACAAGAAUUCAGAGAGAGGAAGGAAGUCUUUAUCUAUUCUACCGUAUGCUAUGUUUACACAGAGCUCAUGGGUUUGUCAUAUUUUUAAAAAUGACAAACAUAUUCCUUGUACACAUAUGAGGACUGAUCAUUUUUGCAUGCAGGUGUGUGUGUGUGUGUGUGUGUGUGUGUGUGUGUUGUGUGUGUGUGUGUGUGUGGUGUGUGUGUGUGUGUGUGUGCGUGUGUGUGUGUCAAGUACACGCUGUUCUUGCAGUGGGUAAGCGAGAUUGUGUGUCUGCAUGCUUUGUUGUGGUGUGUGUAUGUCUGUGUGUGUGUGGGGGGGGGGAGGAUUUUACCUUUUUAAGAUCUGUUAUAUAUCAGACAAACGUCCUGAGGGCUUUAGCAGGUUAAAGUAAGGUUUACUGUAUAUGCUUCCAUGCUUACUUCUUACAAGCAAUACUAUUGUUUAUCUUUGCGUUUGUUGUUAGUUGUCCCUUGCUGUUUGUUUGUUUGUUUGUUUGUUGCAUGGAAGCUUGUGGACCUCUGCUCAGUAGCAGCAUGCUGAAGGUCAGUUUUUUUCAGGUCUUACUGUAAGUGUUUCUGACCUAAAGAGAACACUAGUGAGCCAAUAGUGUCAUACCAGAACACUAGUGAACCAAUGGGAGGGUGCUGGAACACUACUGGACCAAUAGUAUUGCACCGGAACAUGAAUGGUGUUGGACCACAACCACCUGGACCAAUGGGAGCACAGACUAACUUCAUAAAUUGGUUCCUGCCGUGAACAAACUAGAAAUGCACUAAAUAAACUAUUUCUAAA
Etheostoma spectabile (orangethroat darter) is the source of this 2703-nucleotide messenger RNA. RefSeq names its product fibroblast growth factor 13b (gene fgf13b). The coding region runs from base 623 to 1273 and encodes 216 amino acids. The record is from RefSeq and is a predicted model, not a curated record. Gene Ontology annotation, molecular function: growth factor activity. The transcript has 5 exons. Lineage: Eukaryota; Metazoa; Chordata; Actinopteri; Perciformes; Percidae.